AUGUCCUUCCAUUCUUGGUUCUAUCGUUCACUUUUCUAUUUCCAUGCAUUUGUCGCCAUAGCUGAAUUCAUAGUAAGUUUUUCACUAAUUAUCCUCAUCUUCAUUACCAAACGUGAAUUAUUCUUUAAAAUCAAUCACCCUGAUGAUGAUGACUGGGAAUUAGUGGGUAUCAAAAAUUGGAUUAUAAUUAUUGUCCUGUUUAUGGUCGGUACGAUUCGAACGGUGAUUUUAUUCUUUUUUAUUUUUGGUGUAUCAGUAGUGACCACUCAGUUCUUCUGUCUCUUGUGUACAGAAUGCUAUCGUAAAGCGCUCUGUAAACUGUUCAAAGCAAAAGCGACACAUCGGUUCAUCGCGUUUAAUUGUAAUUGUCCAUGUUACCGUGCACGUCCUACAUUACGUUUUCAGCUACAGUUGUUAUUUCUCAUUCUGGUUUCUUGUAUUCGCAUUGCAACUAUAGCAUUUUGUUUCUCAUUGCGACAUCAUAUAACAGCAAAAAGUCUCGCCGUUGUCGUUGCUAUCUCAUUCUUUUUUCUUCUUUUAACUUCUCUCUUGGACUACUAUCAUUAUCGUGUGUGGUGGCACUAUAAGCCUCAAUGCGACACAAUAUCUGGUACAUUAUCGAAAAAACAUAAACGUUAUAUUCCCUAUCAUUUAAUGGGUGAUAAUCGUACCAUGCAUCAUGGUGAUAGACCUUGCUCCGAUGGUGAUCGAUGUACAAAUCGUCGUCUAGAACAUAUUCUAAUAUUUCAUUCCAAAGAUUUUAAACCACAAAAACGCUAUUGUGAUGUUCAACAGAAAACUCCAGGAAAAAAUCUUUAUAUUGGUUUUCAUCGAACAACAGCGGAAGCAGCAGUGAGUAUUGCCCACUCAGAUUUUGCAAUUAGUACCAAUAACAAAAGUACAAUGUUAGGGCACGGUGUUUAUUUUGCUCGAUCAAUGGCAGAAACAGAAGGGAAAGCUAAUGCUAAUGGCGCUUAUAUAUGUGCUGAAAUUGAGAUGGGCAAAGUUAAAGAAGUUGGUCCAGGACCGGAAAAAGAUUCUCUUCGGGGCACAACACAUUUAUGGAAAGAAUAUGAUACAGUCUAUUACAAUCAUACUAAGGAUAGUCGGGAUGAAUUUUGUGUUAAAAGUCCAGAUCAAAUAUUAAAAUGGAUUAUAGCAGUCAAUCAAGAAGAAGAUGAAAAAGUUCGAAACUAUAGACUAGAUACAGAGUUUGAUGAUCCGAUGUGUGGGUGUAUUUAG
Rotaria socialis is the source of this 1242-nucleotide messenger RNA. Lineage: Eukaryota; Metazoa; Rotifera; Eurotatoria; Philodinida; Philodinidae. The record is from the annotation of a GenBank genome assembly.